AUGGAAAAAUGGUGGUUAAAUUCAAUGUUGUCUAAUGAGGAUUUAGGGCGCAGGUGUGGACUAAGUGCGAGUCUUGGCCCUAUUGGAAAUACCAGCGGGAGUGAAGAACCCAUUAUAAAUGAUAGUGAGAAAAACGUUAAUAGUUGGAGUGGUAGGGGCAGUUAUAGUUGCAGUAAUGUUGAUUAUUUACUCAACUUGGGCGGUGUCAAGGACGUUUGGAGUCUCAUCUCUGGUGAGACUUUUUGGGUUAGGGAUAGUAAUGGUGACAGUUAUUCCAUAUAUUUCGAUAUUGAAAAUCAGAUUUUUGAGAUUGACACUGAUAGUUACUUUCUGGGUGAACUAGAAAGUUUAUUUUCUAGUUAUCUGAAUCUAAAUAAUGGGUCUAAGAGUUACAAUCGCUAUUAUGAUCAUUACGUGUAUGAUACUAGGCAUAGUUGGAAGAGUCACAUAAAUAGUUGCAUUGACAGUUAUAUUCGUUCUGAAACCAAUAUGGAUAGUUGCAUUCCAAAUGGUAGCAACAAUUCAAGUGACAAUUACAUUUAUAGUUACAUUUGUAGCGAUAGUGAAAGGGGUAGUGACCGUGGGAGCUCCAAUCUAAAAACUAGUGGUGUUAGUGACAGUGAUUUCGGAAGACAUAAUGAUUUAGAUAGAAAUAAAAGAUACAGACAUUUAUGGGUUCAAUGUGAAAAUUGUUAUGGAUUAAAUUAUAAGAAAUUUUUUAGUUCAAAAAUGAAUAUUUGUGAACAAUGUGGAUACCACUUGAAAAUGAGUAGCUCAGAUAGAAUCGAACUUUUGAUUGAUCCAGGCACUUGGGCCCCUAUGGAUGAAAACAUGGUCUCUAUGGACCCUAUUGAAUUUCAUUCUGAGGAGGACCCUUAUAGGGAUCGUAUCAAUUCUUAUCAAAUAGAGACGGGUUUGGCUGAGGCUGUUCAAACAGGCAUAGGCAAACUCAAUGGUAUUCCUAUAGCAAUUGGUGUUAUGGAUUUUAAGUUCAUGGGGGGUAGUAUGGGAUCCGUAGUAGGCGAGAAAAUUACACGUUUGAUCGAGUAUGCUACUGAUAGAUCUCUCCCAGUUAUUAUGGUGUGUGCUUCUGGAGGAGCGCGCAUGCAAGAAGGAAGUUUGAGCUUGAUGCAAAUGGCUAAAAUAUCUUCCGCUUUAUACAAUUAUCAAUCAAAUAAAAAAUUAUUCUAUGUAUCAAUCCUUACAUCCCCUACAACUGGUGGAGUGACAGCCAGUUUUGGUAUGUUGGGAGAUAUCAUUAUUGCCGAACCCAAUGCUUACAUUGCAUUCGCGGGUAAAAGAGUAAUUGAACAAACAUUGAAGAAGACAGUACCUGAGGGUUCACAAGUAGCGGAGUAUUUAUUCAAUAAGGGUUUAUUUGAUCCAAUCGUACCGCGUAAUCUUUUAAAAGGUGUUCCGAGUGAGUUAUUUCAGUUCCAUGGGUUCUUUCCCCGCCCUUGA
Nymphaea colorata (pocket water lily) is the source of this 1461-nucleotide messenger RNA. NCBI's taxonomy places the organism in Eukaryota, Viridiplantae, Streptophyta, Magnoliopsida, Nymphaeales, Nymphaeaceae. The record is from the annotation of a RefSeq genome assembly.